GAUCGCGAAUGUCUGCCUCUGCCACGUACCGCUGGGAUGUUGUCAGUGACUGGGAACUCUGCUCAGUUUCUGUCUGUAUUUCCACUGUUAAAUAGAGCGCUGCGGCAAGCCCUCUCCCUGGAUUGUGAGAGAUUGCUUCAAAGUUUUCUCGUCGGGCAGUUGCUACUUGUGCUGGGAAUGUGGAGAGAUCCGAACGAACUGACUGGAGAAAGUGUUGAAAAGCAGCUUUCAGGAAGGGUGCCAUUCUAGCUAGGCUGGCAGCACCAAAAUUCUUCAUUUUAACGUGGGGAAGGUGGUCGCAGAUGUCAUUUGCUUUCCUUUGGGACCACGUGGAUCGGGAGGAAACAUCUGGGAGAAAGCGUCAGUGGAGGAGCUGCAGUACUGUAUUGUGUCUGAGCGCCUGCGGAUACCGAGCGCUAAACUACACGGGACACAGUCCUACCAUUGGGAGCUGGAGCCCGGGUCCGUGGGCAUGCCAACUUUCUACCUGGCACCUUCAUCAGUGAGGAGGACCUGACUCCACACUCAGGGCCAUCGUCAUUGACCAUGUACCAUGAAGCCUCCCAGUUGUUCUCCUUGGUUACUUGAACAGAAUGAAGAUAAUUGUUCUGUUGUCUCUCUGGAAUCCAGCGUUUUCUACAGUGAAGAAUGUGUGAAUAAAAAUCCUUUAAACACCUUCAUCAUAAAUGUUGGGGGCAGCAGGUUCAUUUUGUCACCUGAAACUCUGUUGUCCUACCCUGAAACACGUCUGGGAAAACUGGCUAUGUCUGAACAGGAUUCUGUGCUGGAGCUAUGUGAUGAUGCCAACUUUGUGGACAAUGAAUAUUUCUUCGACCGAAGUUCUCAAACCUUCAAAUACAUCAUAAAUUAUUAUAAAACUGGUAGAUUACAUGUGAAUGAAGAACUAUGUGCAAUGUCUUUUUUACAGGAAAUUGAAUACUGGGGAAUAGAUGAAUUUAACAUUGACAUUUGCUGCAGAGACAAAUAUUACAGACGAAAAGAAAUGAAUGAAGCUUUAGACAUAAAGCAAGAUGCAGAACUGAUUCAGAAUGAAGAGGAAGAUUUCUCUGGAGUAAUUUGUGAAAAGCUAAGACAAAAACUAUGGAUCAUGAUGGAGAAACCUGACUCUUCAAUGCUAGCUAAAAUAUUUGGCAUCCUUUCUGUAGCAUUUGUUCUCAUAUCCAUUGCAAACAUGGCUCUCUUUUCCCUUGAAUAUACAAUAUUGGAACCCCUGUUAUUGAAUGCAGUUGAGUAUAUUUGUAUCACCUGGUUUUCUGCAGAGUAUUUACUGCGAUUUUUCUGUGUCAAAAACAAAUGGAAGUUUCUUAAGAGUCUGGUAAAUAUCAUCGAUCUUAUUGCUGUGGUCCCAUUUUACAUCACUAUGCUGGUGGAGCAACUUUAUGGAGGUUCCACAGAAUUGGAAAAUGUGGGAAAGGUUGUCCAGAUCCUGAGAUUGAUGAGAUCGCUACGUAUGUUGAAGCUUGGAAGGCACUCAACAGGUCUGAAAUCUCUUGGAAUGACUGUCACUCAAUGUUAUGAAGAAGUUGGCUUACUUCUCCUUUUCCUGUCUGUGGGCAUUUCCAUCUUCUCAUCAGUGGAGUAUGCUGUGGAACACACUGUCCCAGAGACAACAUUUUCCAGUGUUCCCUCUGCAUGGUGGUGGGCAACAACAUCCAUGACCACUGUGGGUUAUGGAGAUAUUCGACCUGAAACUACUGUUGGAAAGAUAAUUGCUUUCUUAUGUAUCUUGACUGGCAUAUUGGUCUUAUCGCUACCUAUAGCGAUUAUAAAUGACAGGUUUUCCUCCUGUUACUUUACUCUGAAGAUGAAGGAAGCUGCCCUUCGACACCAUGAUGCUUUGAAGAGGCUCACCAAGAAUUCAGCUUUUGAUUCCAUUGCCAAUGUUAAUUUACGAGACGUUUAUGCACGUAGCAUUAUGGAAAUGUUACGGAUUAAGAAUAGAGAAAGGGCAAGUACCAGAGUUAGUGCUUUAGGUGAAAUUUGGUGAUCUACUGUUAACUAAUGUAGUGUGCAGUCUGAUUCCAGCCAGUUAUUUAUAAGUCUUAAUUAAAGAGGCAAUCUCAAAACUUAGUUGCUCAGAACACUUGUCUCAGACUUAAACAUUACAGAUUUUUGAUCCUAAUUUCAAUCUUUGUUCUUAGUUUAAAAAAAACUAAAAAAGGUUUGUAAAUUUUAAUUCUGCCAUUUGUGAUGCUACCUUUCUGAUGGACUCAGCCUCCUCACAGUCACCAAGUCAUGGAAUUUAAUGACAGAUUUGUAAGGCUUCUUUUAUAAACCAACAUAUCCGUAAACAAUUAUACAUGAAAGUUAAUGUCCCGUAAAACACCCUGUAAGUAUCUUCAAACUUAAAUUUUGUCAUUAUGGAGAAUUGAGUGAUUCAACUGAGGAGAAACAUGGACCACUGAAAUAUGAAAACGCUGAACUAAAUAGAUUACAUUUCUCAACUAUUUAUUAUAUAUACACUAUUUAUUGGAAUUUAUAACAAUCAUUU
Messenger RNA from Stegostoma tigrinum, 2512 nucleotides. It is a transcript of the gene kcnv1, whose product is annotated as potassium voltage-gated channel modifier subfamily V member 1. Lineage: Eukaryota; Metazoa; Chordata; Chondrichthyes; Orectolobiformes; Stegostomatidae. Gene Ontology annotation, molecular function: voltage-gated potassium channel activity; protein binding. The record is from RefSeq and is a predicted model, not a curated record. The transcript has 3 exons. Gene Ontology annotation, biological process: protein homooligomerization; potassium ion transmembrane transport. Gene Ontology annotation, cellular component: voltage-gated potassium channel complex; membrane. Bases 554 to 2008 code for a protein of 484 amino acids.